AUGGCCUCGCUCGCUGAGUCUACCUCAGCACGUUCGGAUGUAUCGUCAUCUCUGCAGUCCAUAGCGGACAAUGUUGCAAAACACGUUAAGCUUAUCCUUCCACAGGUCAAAUCAACCCCCUCCGAGUUGCAUUCCGCUGCUCUGGAAGUAAUUGAUGUUGAUAUUGAUGAAAAUGAUGCACCUCCUGCCGCCGAACAGGAUGACGAAGCUGAUCUAAGUACACGCACUCAAGAAAACUUGGCGUUCAGCAGUCUUCGUUUUUUAAGCCCGACUGAUGACUCAAACACAUAUCGCAUUGCAACAGUUCUCCACCCUGGCCUGAAGCUCGAAUAUUUCCGACUACAGAAAUGA
Suillus subalutaceus is the source of this 351-nucleotide messenger RNA. RefSeq lists its product as uncharacterized. Bases 1 to 351 code for a protein of 116 amino acids. The transcript is spliced from 3 exons. The record is from RefSeq and is a predicted model, not a curated record. Lineage: Eukaryota; Fungi; Basidiomycota; Agaricomycetes; Boletales; Suillaceae.